GAGGAGAGGAGAGACGAAUCUCUGGGGUUCAGAGAGGAGGAGAAGAGAGACGAGUCUCUGGGGUUCAGAGAGGAGGAGAGGAGAGACGAGGCUCUUGGGUUCAGAGAGGAGGAGAGGAGAGACGAGUCUCUGGGGUUCAGAGAGGAGGAAAGAGUGUGUGUGUGUGCGUGUGUUUGUGUUGUUCUGUCUGUCUGAUCCUUUGUGUGUGUUUUUGUGUUCCAGUGGAGCACGAUAAGGAGUUCCUCCCGGUCCGGCGGCACCACAGAGAGUUUCGUUUCGACCUAUCACGUAUCCCCGAUGGGGAAGCAGUCACUGCUGCAGAGUUUCGCAUCUAUAAGGACUUCAUCCACGAGCGCUUUGACAAUGAGACCUUCCGCAUCAGUGUCUACCAGGUGCUGGAGGAACACAACGACAGGUGAGGGAGUGUGUGUGUUUGUUUGUGUGUGUCAGUAUGUUGAAGUGUGCUCCUCUGUUAUGUCACACUUCUAUUCUCCCACCAUUGUUUUCAAAGAUCAGUGAGUAUAUCCAGUCUUUACCAAAGCAAUGUGGAAGGUGUGUGUAACCUAUGCUGUGUAAAGGGCCGGGUCUCUGACCCCUCCUAAAGGCUUCUGCUGCCUGCACAUCACCAGGGGCAACAACACAUUUAUCCCUCUGCCAGGGAAGUGUGUGUGUGUGUGUUUGUGUGUGUGUGUGAACCAGAGCACUAUGACACACUAUCCAACCAGUCAGUAGACCAACACUGGCCUGGGAGGAAUGAUGGAUACUUGAAGAAGAAGGGAUAAAAUAUCAGAAAGGAAAAGAGGAGAAAAAUAUAAAAACAUUCCACUUUAGAACAAUGAUUUAGUUGGACGAGGAUUCUUUCUCUCUCUUUCUUUCUCUCUCUCUCUUUCUUUCUCUCUCUCUCUUUCUCUAUCCUUCUUUCUCUCUCUCUCUCUCUCUCUCUCUGGCUCUCUCUCUGUUUCACUCCCUUAAUUCCAGUGUGUGAUGGACAUUGUGUACAGUAUCCUUCCUUCCUUCCUUCCUUCCUUCCUUCCUUCCUUCCUUCCUUCCUUCCUUCCUUCCUUCCUUCCUUCCUUCCUUCCUUCCUUCCUUCCUUCCUUCCUUCCUUCCUUCCUUCCUUCCUUCCUUCCCUCCCUCCCUCCCUCCCUCCCUCCCUCCCGCUCUUUCUCUUUCUCCAUUGCCCUGAUCUCGCUCCCUCACUUGUUCUACUCCUCAGCUCCACACUUUUUGCACAUAUUUUCGAAGUAUGCAGGCUUGUGUGUGUGUGUGUUUGUCUGUAUCGGUUUGUAUCUGUGUGUGUGUGUGUCUGUGUUUCUUUGCGUAUGUAUUUAUGUCUGGGUCCAAUGUGGGUCUGGCUGUGUAUGUGUGUUUGUUUGUCUCUGUGUUUGUGUGAAUGUUUACUCAUGCAUGCACGUGUGUGUGUAUCUCCUCCAGGGAGUCAGACCUGUUUCUGUUGGACUCGCGGGUCAUCUGGGCAGCUGAGGAGGGCUGGCUGGUGAUUGAUGUGACAUUGACCAGUAACCACUGGGUUCUGAAUCCUGGACGCAACCUGGGCCUGCAGCUGGCUCUGGAGAGCACCGCCGGUAAGCAGAGGGCCUUUGAACCAGGUCCAGCACCCAGAGGGAGCUCUCUAAACCAGAACUUCUAUAUGAGGGGUCAAACCCAAUAAGAACCAGGACCCAUAACCAUGUAGCUUAUCAGAGUAUGAGUACUGAUCUAGGACCAGCUCACCCCUUUCCAUAUAAUCUUUUUAAUUAUGAGACUCUUUAUGUAUAUGGGCCCUGGCCUGGAUUCAUGUAAGAACAGGAGACAGCAUGAGCAGUAUGACCUCAGUGCAUAGCAAUGGCACAUUCUCUACCAUCACACAGCACAGAGAGAACACACUGAUAGAGGGAAAAUACAGUCCCUCAUUAUUUAACACAAUCCACUAUACCCUCAUCAUCACUAUCACCCAUGCAGAAGAGAAUACAACUAACAACAUGUAGUGCAGAUGUAUUUCUAUUGAGUCAAGUUUCUCUUUAGAGCGGAAGAUAAAUUGUUAUCAGGAUGGCAGGAUGUUAGUCAUUUAAAAUCAAUGACAACAACAGCAGUAUCAACAGUAGUACUGUAUGACAGUGUUUUUGAGGAGACUGUUACCUCAGUGAUGAUAGAAGGAUGAUCCAUGUUUCUUUCAUGUUAGGGACAGUGUGUGCGUGUGUGUGUGUGUGUAUGUUGGGAGGGGUAUGGACGGGCAUGUGCUAGCAUGCGCGAGACGUCAUGUCACCGUGGGCUGCGGGCAACCUGAGUUUACCUCCACACUAUGAUCACAGGCACAUUCCUCUGAGUGAACAUCACACACACAUUGGAAGUCUCUCUUUCUCACACACACACAAAUGCGCAGGUUGACGUUUAUUGGGAGUCCUUGAGGCAGAACUUAGCAAUUUCCGCUAGAUAGACCAGCAAAAAUUGUCUAUAUUGUAAAAAUUCAUGAAAACAAAAAUUUGCUUUUGGUCUUAAUUUAAGAUUAGGGUUUGGCAUUAGGGUUAGCAGUGUGAUUAAGUUUAGGGUUAAGGUUAGGGUUAGGUUUAAGAUCAGAUUUUAUGACUUUGUGGCUGUGCCAGCAAGUGACCGCUCUGCAGAGCUGCCGUCAGAACAAUCUUCAUGAUGAAAACACAAACCCUAAACACUGUCAGAUCCAUUGGGAGAGAGUGUUUCUCUUUGAUGUCUGUUACUGCUUUGGUGUUUGCCAUUUCCCAGGUCCAAACACACACAGAGAGAGAGAGAGCGAGAGAGAGAGAGAGACUCAUAUUUGGGAAAACAUCAAUUUUCAUCAUUACACAGACCAAAUAAAUGGUUCUCAUUAGAGACUGAGUGGACCACACACACUUUAGAUACACACACUCACAGAGACACGUCUCUAACACGCUGUCCUCUGUGUCUCCCCCUGCAGGUGAGAGUGUGAACCCGCGGAUGGCAGGGCUGAUCGGCCGCAGUGGUCCUCAGAAUAAACAGCCCUUCAUGGUGGCUUUCUUCAAAGCUACUGAGGUGCACCUGCGCAGCAUCCGCUCAGCACCAGGGGGCACCAAACAACGCAACCCCAAUCGCUCCAAAGGGGCCAACAAGGGCCAGGAGGCACUCCGAGUGACCAACAUCGCA
Molecule: messenger RNA, 3135 nt
Organism: Coregonus sp. 'balchen'
Lineage: Eukaryota; Metazoa; Chordata; Actinopteri; Salmoniformes; Salmonidae
Source: the annotation of a GenBank genome assembly